Molecule: messenger RNA, 612 nt
Organism: Zootermopsis nevadensis
Lineage: Eukaryota; Metazoa; Arthropoda; Insecta; Blattodea; Termopsidae
Source: RefSeq, a predicted model, not a curated record
AUGGGUUCCCCACUAUCACCUGUCAUCGCCAAUUUCUACAUGGAGCAUUUUGAAGAAAUGGCGGUGGACAGGGCGACCUUCAAGCCCCUCUGCUGGUUCCGUUAUGUGGACGACACGUUUGUUAUCUGGCCCCACGGCCCUGGCAAGCUCGCUAAGUUCCUCAACCACCUCAACAGUAUUCACGAGAGCAUCCAGUUCACCAUGGAGACUGAAAAGGACGGCCAUCUCCCAUUCCUCGACAUAGAUAUCCACCGAAAACCUGAUGGCUCAUUAGGCCACAAGCUGUACCGAAAACCAACCCAUACCGACCUUUACCUCAAUUCCAAUUCCCAUCACCACCCGUCCAACAAACAGGCCGUGCUUUCGACCCUGGUACACAGGGCUAAAGCCCUUUGCGACCACAAGAGCCUACAGAGUGAACUGGAGACACUCACCACCACCUACAGGAAAAACGGAUACAGCACCCGUCAGAUCCAGAGAGCUCUCAAUCCGCCUGCGAGGCUGUCACCGCCUACUGGAAAACCAGCCUUGGUUGCCUUCCUGCCCUACAUGCUGUGUUCACUCAUGCCCACACCCUACACUGCAGGACUAUCCCCUGUCAGAUGUCUGUGA